GGAACGUCUCUGCUCAUUUCAAACUUGUGAGUGUGAGCAGAUAAACAGACAAACGCUCCAAUAUCCAUAGUACUGGUAGAGGAUAUCUCAGGUACGUGCCGUCCAACGAGAACCAGUCCCGAGCACGUCAUCUUCUAGAUCCUCACUGCCCCACAAAACCCUGCCUUGUGGCAGCCUUUCCUUUCCCGAGCUGCACCACAAGACUCACAAUUGCCCUUUCGCCAAACCUAUUAACGAUCCCACCUCUUCUUCCACCUCGAGAAACAAUUUGUUCACCUCCAGCCAAAUGCUGUAUCACUAGAUUAUUGAGAACAUCUACAACCUCAUAUGUUUCUUAGCAUACUUAUCAGUACGCUCCAAGUCAACGAGCUCAUCCCACCACCUUGAGAAAUUCCCUCCGUCCGUCCUCAGUCACCAUGUCUGACGAAGGAUCUUCCUCUACACCGCCAUUGAAGAACCCCAAGCUCAGCGCCAUGAGCAAGGCCUUUGCUGCAGUUGACCUCGAUGGUCACGAUCUGCCGCCUUCGCCCGCACCCUCCAGUCCCAGAGGGAGCCGCAACUAUGCCAUUGCUACCCAACUGGUCUACUCAGAAGGCAAUGAUCAAUACAACGCCAGCAGUGUUCCCAUCUAUCAGUCUGCAACCUUCAAACAAGAAUCCUCAUCUGGUGGUAACGCCGAAUACGAUUACACCCGCAGCGGCAAUCCCACCCGAACCCAUCUAGAAAAACAUCUCGCAAAAAUCAUGCGAGCUAAAAGAGCUCUGGUUGUCUCCUCGGGAAUGGGUGCUCUCGACGUCAUUUCUCGCCAACUACGGCCAGGCGAUGAAGUCGUCACUGGUGAUGACCUCUACGGAGGCACCAAUCGCCUUUUGAAAUUUCUCUCUACCCAUGGAGGAAUUGUGGUACAUCAUGUCGACACCGCCACACCUGAAAAGGUCGCAGAAGUCGUCUCAUCCAAGACCGCCAUGGUACUCUUGGAAACCCCCACCAACCCUCUCAUCAAGAUCGUCGAUAUCCCCACCAUCGCCGGUCUUGCUCAUGCCGCAAACCCAGCAUGUCUUGUCAGUGUGGAUAAUACCAUGCUGUCUCCCCUGCUUCAAAACCCCCUCGAUCUCGGUGCCGAUAUCGUUUAUGAGUCCGGCACCAAAUAUCUAUCUGGCCAUCACGAUCUCAUGGCUGGCGUCCUCGCCGUCAACGACGAGGCUCUUGGAGAGAAACUGUACUUUACAAUCAAUGCCUCAGGCUGUGGACUUGCUCCCUUUGACUGUUGGCUAUUGAUGAGAGGCAUCAAGACCUUGAAGGUGCGCAUGGACGCACAGCAAGCCAACGCAAUGUUGAUUGCUCAGUUUCUCGAAUCUGCGGGCUUCAAGGUCCGUUACCCAGGUCUUAAAAGCCAUCCUCAAUACGACCUGCACAACAGCAUGGCUCGGGGUGCCGGUGCUGUACUAUCGUUCGAGACUGGAGAUAUCCAGCUGUCUGAACGAAUUGUCGAAUCGGCCAAGAUUUGGGCCAUCAGCGUCAGCUUUGGGUGUGUCAACUCCCUGAUCAGCAUGCCCUGUCGCAUGAGUCAUGCGAGCAUCGACGCAAAGACUCGUCAGGAACGUGGUGUUCCCGAGGACUUGAUCCGUCUGUGCGUGGGCAUUGAAGACGGCGAGGAUCUCUUGGAUGAUCUGCGCAGCGCUUUGGUUCAGGCAGGCGCUAUGGACGUCUCGCUGGAUGGUCUGUAUGCCAAAAACGCCACGAUUGGCGAUGUGCAUCCGCAAGAAGGAGAGCACUUGGCCGCAAAGGCUGCGGCCAUCAACGAGCCAUGAAAAAGCAUAACAAGGCGCUCAACAGGUGGUGUCUACAAAGCGAAAUUUGAAUUUUCGUCGUAAAACGGAAAAGUGAAAGGAAAACUCAAGCGAAAAAAGGCUGAAGAAACCGCGCCAUCAAAGUGAAACUGACUUCUACAUAUGGCCUCAGCAGAAGAGGAUCAUCCGUGAACAUGGCCAAACCUUGUUUGUUGAGAGAUAGACUCGCACUGCUUUAUAUAUCAAUAUACAAAUUGAUCCGUC
Molecule: messenger RNA, 2054 nt
Organism: Exophiala mesophila
Lineage: Eukaryota; Fungi; Ascomycota; Eurotiomycetes; Chaetothyriales; Herpotrichiellaceae
Product: cystathionine beta-lyase
Exons: 2
Coding region: 417-1811 (464 amino acids)
Biological process (GO): transsulfuration; 'de novo' L-methionine biosynthetic process
Cellular component (GO): cytoplasm
Molecular function (GO): pyridoxal phosphate binding
Source: RefSeq, a predicted model, not a curated record